GUGGCGGCAAUACACCUUUUGCGUGAAAUUCGCAACAAAACCUCAUCUAAGAAGUAGUAAACGGAAGUAAGCAUUGACCAGUUUCAAUUUUCACGUUAGCGGUUAUAUUGUUGUUAUUUAGACAUUUAUUAAAUCAAUAGAACUCAAAAUAUUACUAAUUUAACUACACGGCAUUACAUACUUGCCCCAGGUAGUAUUUGAUUCGCGUUGGAGACAGGACUUGGCUGAUGUUGUCUUGGUAAAGUUAGCUGCUAACAAUGGCUGACUGUUUGGUUUUUCACACUCAAAUAGCCUCCAUCAUGGAGGUGCUAGCGAAUGCAGCCGUAGCAGAGAUCUGUAAACUCGUAGAUGACGACUAUGCAGUGUUUCGUUUGGAAAUAACUCAAAGCCGGAAAGAAAACAGGACAUUGCGGAGGAAACUACUAGAACUGAAGGUGGCACGUGAGCGCGCAGAGAGGACAACGCAAGAGCGCGUCCUCGCCAGUCGUCCCAGUAGUGUCAAGAUCCUCGACCAAUACAGAGGAAUGGCAAGAGGACAUCUCACUGAAGGCCACGGGAGCUUUGUGAAGCCAGCAGGACACAAUACAUAUAGAGAUGACCAACCAAUCACUGUUGAUGAGGGGAGUGGAACCUCAACCCAGCAAGUUAUCAUAAUAGAGUCUGCAGAAACAGAGGCUGCAGGUUCUGGGGUCAAGCUGGAGAGGUCUGAAAGAGAGGAGGACCCAUGGCACAGCAGAGACACCCAGACUCGGGCAGCUGUAGAGCCCCAUGUAGCCACAAAGGACCCCCCCACCAUCGCCCCAGCGCCGCCCAGGACCCGACACAGAAUCACGGAGGUCAGUGGAACGCAGAACGCCGUCCUCAAGUCAGAAACAGACACGGAUACUUUAACUGUAACACACAGGCUCUUACGCACAGGAUCUGACCACAGAUCAGACCCAGAAAGACUGGGGCUGGGGAGACUGGGCUGUCCUCCUGCUUCCGGCUCAGAGUAUUUACUUCACAGUAACCCAAGCCCGAGGACUGUUCAUUCCCUUCGGGACUCAGGUGACGCAUUCGAGACUGGCAAUGAUCUGUCUUGUUCUUACACUACAGAGAUGGACCCUGGCAUCAUGCCCUUGGGCUUAGAGACACUCACUGAUCUGUCUAGAGGGGACUGGAACCGGUACAGUAGUAGUGUAUACUCUGAAGGGUGCCUAGAUAAGAAAGGGGAGGUUGUAGUCGUAGAUGAAGUCACUGUGAAAGUGGAGGGCGACGCUCCUCUGACAUGGAAUGUAGACAAGACUGACUUAGGAGAAGGACACUCACAAGGCAGAGAUUUCUUAAAUUACAGGGAAAGCUUAGAGACAAAUCCAAAUGUCACAACCCAAUCUCCUUUACACACCGUCAGGGAUCGCGAGUCAGUGUCCACGUCGAUGGGACCUUCCAAUUCACAGGACCACGUCCUUUUCGAUCAGGUAUUGAACUCAAAGGGCCAAAAGGCCAAGGCACAGGGUAGAGGAGCAACAUCAGGCAAAAGUAAAGAGAAACGGUUCCUAUGCAUAUUCUGUAACAAAGGCUUCAGCUGCCCCCAGAAGGUGGAGAUCCACCAGAGGGUCCACACAGGGGAGAAACCCUUCGGCUGUACCCAGUGUCAUAUGCGCUUCGCUGAGGCUGGCAACCUGAAGAAGCACCAGAGGGUCCACACAGGGGAGAAACCCUUCAGCUGUACCCAGUGUCACAUGCGCUUUGCCCAGGCUGGUCACCUGAAGAGACACCAGAGGGUCCACAAAGGGGAGAAAUAAUAUAGCUGACCCCAGUGUGAGAACAGAUUCUCCAGCCAGCACCAUCUGAAGAUGCACCUGAAGGGCCAAACGGGCGAAAUGCGGUUCGCCUGUACGCACUGUGGGAAGAGGUUGUCAGAGAGGAGCUACCUCAGAAUACACCAGCAGAAAAACCAUUCCACUUCAUAGCUUCUGAUGUUUGGAUCAAACACUGCAUUAAAGACAACGAUUCAUUUUCAUUAUUUUCAGUAGAAAA
Oncorhynchus tshawytscha (Chinook salmon) is the source of this 2019-nucleotide messenger RNA. RefSeq lists its product as uncharacterized. Gene Ontology annotation, molecular function: DNA-binding transcription factor activity; RNA polymerase II cis-regulatory region sequence-specific DNA binding. NCBI's taxonomy places the organism in Eukaryota, Metazoa, Chordata, Actinopteri, Salmoniformes, Salmonidae. The record is from RefSeq and is a predicted model, not a curated record. The transcript has 3 exons. Gene Ontology annotation, biological process: regulation of transcription by RNA polymerase II.